This is a messenger RNA of Parnassius apollo (apollo), 624 nucleotides long. The record is from the annotation of a GenBank genome assembly. Lineage: Eukaryota; Metazoa; Arthropoda; Insecta; Lepidoptera; Papilionidae.
AUGAGGGACAACAUGAAACCCUGCCAACACACUUUAUCAGAUGACGUGAUCUACAAGGAGGUGGUCGUUAUUGGCAAUGGCCCGAGCGGGUUAGUCACAUCGUUUAUGCUCGCCGGCAACGUGCCUUACUUGAAGAGGGAGAUACCGGAAGACCUGCCUAUUGACGAAAUGCUGAGAGCCAGAUUAUUGAACUUGCCACCUGGACAGAAUUUACUAGAAACAGAUCUAAUGGAGCUGGCUGAAGGCCUAGAAGGGAGAAGCCAGAACCCUUUUCCGUUGUUGAUGGAUAAUCUUCUAAGGCCCUGUGCAGAUUUGGGAUUCCACGCAGAUCCUCUCAUAGAGUGGAAAUACGACGUUGAAAAACAGGUGGAGCACGUGGUGCUGGGGCGCGGCCCGCCGGGCGGCGCGUGGCACUCGUUCCCGGCCGAGCUGCGCACGCUGUCGCCCGCCGCGUGGCUGGCGCUGCCGCCGCACGCCAGCGUGUGCGCCGACACCGGCUCCCCCAGCUCCCCCCCACCAGCGCCAGCCGGCGCGCGCCGUGGCCGCCUACUGCCGCCGCUACGUGCGCCUCUGCAACCUGCAGGUCCGUACCUACUGCUUUUUAUUCCUUUUAUUUAUUUAUAA